CCAGCAGCUCUUCAGCAGCAGGCAUCAGCAAACAGCAACAUCAACUCAGCAACUCAGCAGAAAUAAAGACAGCAGCAGUCCAGCAACUCUGCAUAAGCAGCUUAGCAACAGCUGCCCAGCAAUCAAUGCAAAAGCAGCACCGGGCAUGAAGCAACCAAGGACUGUCUUUUCUCAGCUCAGCUCACAGCAUCAGCUACAUCAUUAA
This is a messenger RNA of Ilex paraguariensis (yerba mate), 205 nucleotides long. Lineage: Eukaryota; Viridiplantae; Streptophyta; Magnoliopsida; Aquifoliales; Aquifoliaceae. The record is from the annotation of a GenBank genome assembly.